Doryrhamphus excisus (bluestripe pipefish) is the source of this 4845-nucleotide messenger RNA. The record is from RefSeq and is a predicted model, not a curated record. NCBI's taxonomy places the organism in Eukaryota, Metazoa, Chordata, Actinopteri, Syngnathiformes, Syngnathidae.
AGGAAACGCACGGCUUGUUGUGUUUUUGGCAACAAGUUAUCUCGACGUGGUUAGCCUUACUUCUUACUUAGUCGUAAACAAUAAAAUAAAUGUCUGUUGUCAUAAAGCGAGGAUGCAUUGACCGGUGCUAAGAUAGCAUAGCACGCAGGAUUGUGGAUGACGGACAACAUUCCCAAGACUUUUCUUUGAAGUAUUUUUACUACUUGAACUUGAAUGCUGAUGUGGUAAAGCAAAUCCAUGGAUGUCAACACCGAGUCCAGCCAAGAGUCUCCUGCAUGGGAAAGCCAGGUUCCAGGAGAAGAUGACAUGAAAUACCACCAGAAAAAGGAGAAGCUAAGGGAGCAGAUGGAAGAGAUACGUCACAUUAUCCAAGAGAUGAUCCAAGAAAAUGAGAGCGUUCGUCAAAUUGAGCGACUGGAACUGAAGGAAUUCAACGUGGACAAUGAGAAGCAGAGGAGACACGACACCAUGAUGGAGCAGGAAGUUGCCAGGGUGAGAGAUGAAAUCCAGAUGCAAAUUUGGGAGAGAUGCUACCUGUGGGACGUCCUAAAGAGAGACUGCUGGGACUCCCUGAAGGUCAAAGACAGAGCUGUGAAGGCCUUCCACACAGAGCAUGAGGUGACCAACUACCCCCUCAAGGAGCGACCACAGAAAGACCUGGACGAGCUUAAGGAGGUUGAGAGUAAAAGGAAGAUGGAAGUGGAUGCCGCCUCUAAAGAGAAGACCCAAAAGCCAGGGGAGAUCCCCGAGGCCAUGAGUGGACUGGCGAGCAGCUACUCUGCCGAGCUGGAGCUCUCGCAUCCUUACCUCUAUGACCAGUUCAGCCUGCAAACCACAGAGCAGAAGAUGAACCAGAUAGUUCUGCUCCAGGAUGUCAUCUACCGCAUCAAGACGGCCCUCAACACCAAGUUUGACGGCGUGUACAAGCAAAAAGUGCAGGAGAUUGCUCGGGUGAAAGAGAGGAACAAGCAAGUCAAGGAGCUCAUGGAGGAGCUGGAAAUGGUGGAGGACCUGUGGGAGCCCUCGCUCAACGACAGAGAGGUGCCCGAGAGGGUGUUCAUCGUGGACCACUCCCAGAUACGAGCAGAGAAGUACCUCACCCCACAACAGCAGGAGGAGGAGGAGAAGAAAAGACUGGAGGAGCAAAAGCGCUUGGCUGCCAAGAGGGACAACGUACGGGGCAGGGCCCUUGACGACAUGAUGGACGGAGUGCUGGAAGUGAAAAAAGACAGCAUUUUGAAAUCGGAGGUCCCCCAGCCCGAGUUCAUUGUGGCCAAAGCUAACAACCAGUGGAGCGAGGAGGAGAAGAAGCUCUUCAAAGAGUAUGAAAAGAAAGUCAAGGAGCUGACUACAGAGAAGGACAAAUACAGAAAGUCGCUGGAAAAUGAAAUCAAAGGCCUCCAGAAAGCCACCAAAGAUGCCACCGAGCGCUUCGAUGACAGCUUGAGGAAGCUGUUUGAGAGGAAAAUAAAGUCGGACAUGGCCAUAUGUCAGGAAGAACUGAAGAUGAAAAUUCUAAGUUAUUCCAUGCUGAUGGAGGAGGUGAUGGGCAUCGAAGAAGAGGAGCUGCGGCUGAAAGUUGGACAAAUGCUGGAAAACAAGGGGAGGAUGGCGGAAGAGUUGCAGCGCUUUGAAAGAGACUUGGAAUUGUUUCAGGAGACCUAUGAGAACAUUGUCGCAGAGGACAAAGCUCUGGACAAAGAAUUCCGUAAGGAAUUCCCUGGUCUUCACAAAGCCAUGGUUGACCAGCUGUACAAGCUGUUCAAGCGAAGACCCAGAGGUCCGAAGAAGCACGCCAUGGAGGAAUUGGAUGCUCCUAGAAAUAUCCCAGAAGGCUUGAACACAACAGUCUGGGAGAAGUUUUGUCAAGUCCGCAGAACCAAAAUAGACAGUGAGCAUAAUGUCAAAGCCAAAGCGUCCAGUCUGGCAGCCCUGCAGGCGACCCUGUACCAGAAGCAGGAUGAGGACCAUGUUGCCCAGCAGGAAAUUCAACACCUCACACAACUGCUGGACAAUCUGCGUGAGGAGAAGAAGCAUUUCCUGAAGGACAUCAUGGUCCAGUUCCUACUCAAACAGGGCCAGGUGGAGGUGACCAACACAGAUCUCAUACCUGACUACAGCGACUCCAUUCUUCUCCACAGGACCGUGGUGGAAGACCUCAAUCAGACCAUAAGGAGCCUGGGCGAGCAGAAGAUAGCCAUGCUGGUGCAGACCAAAGACUUCCGUAAGGGCAUCAUCCAGGUGGAGUGGGAUAACACCAUGAGGAGGAUGCAGAUAGAGGACCUCCAAAAUAAAGAACGGGACAUCCAGAUGCUACGCCUCACAGAGGACCACAAAGAGUAUCUGAAAACAGACAGCGACAGCCGUGUCUGCAAGCAGGCUACGUCCAUGAAGGAGACUUUGGCUUUGCAGCAGAAGACGUAUUUGAAGGACGUGAAGCAUCGCAAACAAACUAUCAGACAUCUCCACGCUCAGGCCGCCAUGAAGGAACACAAGAACGCCGCUUUGGACAAGCAGAUCCAGGACCUGCAUGUGACCGUGUCCCAGAUGAGACACAUCAGUGAGGCGUCAGCUAUGGAGGCGAACGAGGCGGUGAACACUGAGCAGCGCUACCAGGAGGUUCUGCUGCUGCGGAAGCUGAAGGACACGGCCAGAAUCCAGGCAGAGAAACUGGCGUUCCUCAGCGCCGAGGCCCAACGUUUGGGAAUGAGGAACUACCCUUCGCUGGUCCAACUCAAGUACAACUGAGACUUGGCAACAGUCAGACAAGCAGCUUUUAUUUCCAGUUGACUUGAGUAGCCCUCAGCUACAACGUGAAAUAAACAUCAUUUGGACUUCAGUGGGACCUCUAAGGUAGAACACCAUCAUUCUUUCAUUCAUGUCAACAUUUGUAGGAAGGAAGUCACCCUGCUCCUUCCAGCCUUUGAAGAGAAGAGCAGUUGUGGAGUGAUUUUUACACCCGUAAAAGAUGACUUCCUUAUUGUGGUGGACUUCCAAGCUUUCUUUGUCAACCUCGUGGGUGUGUUUGAGAGCACAUUCAGGAAGUGAAAUCGUCUUCUGUGCGGUCAAAGUGCAGGAUUUUGUCAUCCAGUCCAAAGAGGUCGAUGAGCUCGGACAGGCCGGCCUUGCGUCCAUCAACCGGGACGUCGGACUGGAGCUGAUACAGUGCAUCCUGGGCACAAUGCCGCCACUUGUCGAUCAAGGUCUGGAGCUGUGUGAGGUCAUUCUAGAGGGUGGAGGACAACAGGAGGUGAGAAGUGGUCGGGAGAGGCCAUCUGAAGUGACCCACCUUGCGUCUGUACAUCUUCACCAUCGUAAGUCGACGUAAGGUCUCCGUCUUGUCCUUCACCUCCCUGCUGAGUCGCUCCCGUUGCUGUGCAAAGUCUUCAGAAUGACCGCCCACGCAUCCCGGAAUCAUUACGGAGAACUUUUCACUCCCGGCUCUGACUUCCUGUCCAUUGACGCCAGCAGACAGGCUGACAAGUGGAGCGCUUGUGUUAGUAUUGUGCGCUAUCUGGGAAUGUGCUGGAAGCGCCGGGCCAUCCUCCUCCUCCACGCAAAGGCGCUUGGCCACGGCGAAAGGCGAGGUGAAGGAGCGCCGUGACCUCCUCAGACGCUCCUUCAGGGAGCAGCUCAUCUUCCAAGGAGGCUGCAGAGGCGACAAGCAAAGCAUAAUCAUCAACAUAAUGUUCUAUUCAUCACCGAACAAAGCCAUCCUAUGCUGUUAAAAACAAUGAGAAUGAUUUACCGUCUCAUUGGCUUCAAUCGGGCUGCUCUCCAAAAGUGACCGAGAACUACACGCUAACUUAUUUGACAUUCUGCGCCGUGACCCCCAUGAAACAACAAGAACUAACCAAGCGUCCCUCCCUCAGAAUGUUAGCGACAAUUAGCCAAAUUAACAACUGAAACGAACCUAUGGGAAACCUUAAAUCAGAGAAGGCGACGUCAACGGAAACCGUUUUCUGCGUUUCCGUGUUUUGGGGUUCGGAAACCCUCCAAAGCAUGUGAUUGGUUGGACUGUGAUGACGUAACGAAGUGAAGGCUCACGGGAUUUGCAGUUCGUGUUGCUAUUUUCAGUUCUCGCUCACAAAGAUCAAUUUCCAUUUAUCAGUAUUAUAGUACAUUCAUAGUAGUAUAGUUUAGUGUAUUAGUAUUUCAUAUGCUUUUAUCCAAUGACGUUUGGCAUACUUUUAACGUAUUUUGUCAACUAUAUCUUGUAUGAGCCACUAAAUUCCAUGGAGUGUUGUCAGACGCUUGACGAAGGAAGUCACGAGGCGAGUCAACGCUUCUCAUCAUCGGAUUUAGAUGAAUUCUUCUUGUCCAGCAACAUCCUAUGUCUGUUUGGAAGAUUGUUGUAUGAUAGACUUGUAGAUUAUUUACACAAACGAGUCAACAUUUAACCUUUAUCCUUAGUCCUAUACCCUUAGUUCCAGCCCCCAUUUGGACUUUCUGAGUAACCACAUGGAAAAGGAGUGGCUUUUUGGGAAUCUAGAAGCAAUGUGAGAUGCGAGAGAGUGUGCCAACUCUUCAUCAAACACAGGUGUGUGUGCUAGCCAGCCAUAAAUAGUGGAGAAUUCACGCCAAGCCUGCUCUCGGAUGCCAGGUAGGCUGCCCACGUCCUACUUUUUCUCACUUUCGUGUUAUCCCCGAUGUUCUUCCUGCCAGUCAUUGAUCCUGGACCUGGGAUGACUUCAUCCAAAGAUUGGUGUCAGCCUGCUCUAUAAUCCCAGCCUAGUGAGGGUGUGACUUUACAAACACAAGAGAGCUCCUGUUUUCAUCUUGCUGAGAGACGUGUAACCACCCCGGCCAGCAUGAUGCAUGAUGGGGUGGUUGCAAAGCAUUCCA